This is a messenger RNA of Laccaria bicolor S238N-H82, 831 nucleotides long. RefSeq lists its product as uncharacterized. Lineage: Eukaryota; Fungi; Basidiomycota; Agaricomycetes; Agaricales; Hydnangiaceae. Bases 1 to 831 code for a protein of 276 amino acids. The record is from RefSeq and is a predicted model, not a curated record. The transcript is spliced from 8 exons.
AUGUGGACAGAUAACAGUUUUAUCAUCUCAAAUAUUAUCCUCAAUCUAUAUCAUAUACCAGGCUUCUUGGAUCACAAUUCACGACCUGCCGGCCAGACUAACCAACCGACCCCAUAUGGCAGAUUCAAAUCCUGCUCCCCCCUUGGAUGGGAAACUCGAUUGUUCACCAUUCUUAGCGCCUCUUCUGACGCGCGCGCCACGGAUCGCUCAAAUUACCCUGAUCUUGCCCAGAAAAUUUUUUUUGGUCGCCAUGGGUGUAACUCCUCACACACCACCAUCAACAACGACGACUUGACCUCUCUCCUCGCCAAGGCCCACCUAACAGGGAUGUCGGCCGUCAUUCUCGUGAUCCUCCCACUUCGGCUCCUCAAGAAACACAUACCAGUGUCGAGUACAAACCGUGAUGAUGAUCGUUUACUACGCAUGCGUCUGCCAUCGAAGCGGACGACACCGUCAACAUCCCCUAUGAGUGCAAUGAGAUGGGAAAAGGCCAGAACCGUCGUUAACACGUCUCCAUACAGGAUAAGAACAGAAAUCUGGCUAAGAUUGUAUGGAAAGGGCUGGCAAGUAUGGUCUAGUAUGGCCUUGUAUGGCGUCAGGAUCUUGGACAGCCAUGCAAGAAACCCGUACCAUGCAAGGCCUAUCACCUGGGAUGUAAGCCGAGGUUCCAACCUUGGCCAUGGAAGGGUGGCUAACCUUUCAUGGCCUAUUGGCGCCUCUCAUGGCCAUUUAUGGCCUUACGUGGAACCCGAACUUUUGCUGAUGAUGGAGUUCUGCUUAGACUCCGCGGCGCAUCAGUGCCAUUCAGGGGUUAUCACAGCUAUAAAUUAA